CAAAGCUGGUGUCUAUGCUUCUCAGUUUGCUCCUUACUGGCACAAUGGAUCCUUGAUGAAUCGGAAACAAGAUAAUAUGGGGGAAAAUCACAGCUGCGUCCAGCAGUUAACCGGCAUGGCAGAGGAGGAGAUGCCCAGUUCUUGUACCUGCAAUGGCAAUGUCUGGGCACCACAACAAUGGAGAAGCAUGGAAUGCAAAACGAAGUUGAAUAUGGAUUUACAGCUGAGCAAUGACAACUGUGAUCCUGACAACCUUGAAAGGGCGAAUUACUAUGAUGUCUAUGACUGGGACUCUGCCAGCAUCACCCACAAGAAAAUGGAACUGUUUCCAAAAUGGCGACUACCAGCCAAAGUAGCGUUUUCACUGACAGUGCUCUUUUUCAUAUACACAUUCCUCCGAGAAGUUCUGCACCCGUAUCUCAUGCAUGAGAGAAACGAAUUCUACAGAAUUCCAAUUCUGGUGAUUAACAAGGUUUUGCCGGAUGUUGCCAUCACACUGCUGACUUUGGUAUAUUUGCCUGGAGUGUUAGCCACAAUUCUUCAGCUUCACCGCGGCACCAAGUACCGAAGAUUUCCACAAUGGCUAAACACAUGGAUGCUUAGACGGAAGCAGUUCGGACUAUUGGGUUUCUUCGCGGGAGCCAUGCAUGCCAUCUACAGCCUGUCCUACCCUAUGAGAAGGUCCUACAGAUAUAAACUUCUGAACUGGGCCUAUGAGCAGGUUCAACAACAAAGAGAAAGCAGUUGGAUUGAGCAUGACGUGUGGAGGAUGGAGAUUUACGUGUGCCUGGGAAUUAUAGCACUUGCUAUAUUGGCUAUAUUGGCUGUAGCGUCAAUCCCUGCCGUUGGAAACUCCUUGUCAUGGCGAGAAUAUAAUUUCAUCCAGAGUAAGCUGGGCCAUAUAGCAUUAUUCCUCUGCACGGUCCACACGCUGGUAUUCGCCUGGAACAAAUGGGUGGAUGUGAAGCAGUUUAUUUGGUACACUCCCCCCACGUUCAUGGUGGUGGUCCUCCUCCCCUCGGCCGUUCUUCUCUCUAAAGCUGUAUUAAUAUUACCCUGCUUCAGUAAGAGAAUCCAGAAGAUCCGGUGUGGAUGGGAGUCCAGCAAAGGAACGGGCACUAGAUGUGUUCUUACCCACUUGUAGUAUUUAUUUCCAAUAUAUAAUAUUUCUACAAUGU
Bufo bufo (common toad) is the source of this 1178-nucleotide messenger RNA. It is a transcript of the gene STEAP1, whose product is annotated as STEAP family member 1. Gene Ontology annotation, cellular component: endosome; plasma membrane. Bases 56 to 1144 code for a protein of 362 amino acids. NCBI's taxonomy places the organism in Eukaryota, Metazoa, Chordata, Amphibia, Anura, Bufonidae. The transcript has 6 exons. The record is from RefSeq and is a predicted model, not a curated record.